Molecule: messenger RNA, 986 nt
Organism: Coccinella septempunctata (seven-spotted ladybird)
Lineage: Eukaryota; Metazoa; Arthropoda; Insecta; Coleoptera; Coccinellidae
Gene: viaf
Product: viral IAP-associated factor homolog
Exons: 5
Coding region: 157-843 (228 amino acids)
Biological process (GO): protein folding
Cellular component (GO): cytoplasm
Source: RefSeq, a predicted model, not a curated record
UCAAAUGUUAGCCUUACCUUUUAUGGAAAAUGUAAAUUUAUAAAUAUCCGUAGACUUCACUGGAGAUUUACGCUGGAUUUCAUUUCAUGACUCACUCCUAGUAGUUUCAACAGAAAACCUCAAAAUUUACCUCAACUGAAGGGAAAAUAAUUGAAAAUGCAGGACCCAAAUGAAGAUACCGAGUGGAACGAUGUUCUGAGAGCCAAAGGUAUUAUUCCUCCCAAAAAAGAUGCCGAAAUAACAGAAGACCAAAUAGUUUCCUUGUUGGAGGAAACAAUCACCGAAAAAACGAAAGAUGGUGUUGACCUGGAUAGAUUGAAUUUGGAUGACUUGGAUGAAUUAGAAGAUUCCGAAGAUGAAUCGAUUCUAGAGGUGUAUCGUAAUAAGAGAAUUGCAGAAAUGAAGAUGGCGAUGGAGAAGGCAAAAUUUGGUUCAGUUGGUGAAAUUUCUGCUCAAGAUUAUGUGGAGGAAGUGAAUAAAGCGGGGAAAGAAAUAUGGGUGGUUUUGCAUUUGUAUAAGCAAGGAAUCCCACUGUGUACACUCAUCAACGAGCAUUUAAGAAACUUAGCACAUAAGUAUCCUAUGGUGAAAUUCCUCAAAUCCAUUUCUACAACUUGUAUACCAAAUUAUCCUGAUAAAAAUUUGCCAACAAUAUUUGUUUACUACGAGGGUGAUUUGAAAAAGCAGCUUGCUGGUCCCUUAGAUUUCAGACACCAAGACCUCAGCCAAGACGAAUUGGAAUACUUUUUAGGCCAAGCUGGUGCAGUGCAAACAGACAUCAAAGAAAAUCCCAGGAAACAGAUCCGAGAUAAACUAUUUACAGAUCUUAGUAAUGAUUGGUGAUUGUGUAAGAGUAAAGUUUUUUUAUGAAAUAUCAUAUGCAACAUUUUUAUUGGGUUGGAAUGAAAUAUUUAAGGACAAAUAUUGACUGUUCUCAUUCUUAUUUUCAAAUUUGUAUUUAUUUACGUAAUAAACGUAUGAAAGUA